AGUCCACGCCCCUGCUCCACCAGUAUCCACUGCUCUUUAUGCUCAUGAUAAUAUUUCUGCAGCAUUAUCACCACCUCAGAAGGGACUUUAAAGCAGCUGGAGAAAGAGACAAGUUAUUUAUUUCUUAUCUGUUUGUCUUCUGGUCUGUGUAUUUGAAGGAGUUUGGACCAUUAGGACCAGAGCAUGUUGGUGACGGUGCUCCUGCUUCUGGUCGCUCUGAGUGUCCAGGGAGGAAAUGGCGAGGAGAGCCAAGAGUCUCAGAAACCGGGCCAUGUCUCGGUGGUGAUAGUGGGAGGAACAGGUGACCUGGCUAAGAAGUACCUGUGGCAGGGCUUCUUUCAGCUGUACGUCAACCAGGUCAGCAGUGGAAACACCUUCUCCUUCUACGGCGGCGGGCUGUCGCCUGUCGACACGGCCAAGCCGAUCUUCUUUGAGAUCCUGAAGGCGGUUUCCUGCUCGAAGGACGUGUCAGAGGAGCGCUGUGCCGUGCUGAAGGACCAGUUCCUACGGCUCUCACAGUAUCUGCAGCUGAAGGACCAAGAAGACUACCAGAACCUGGCCAAGCUCAUCAAGGAAGAGCUCCAACAAGAGGGAAUAACAGAGGCAGGCCGGCUCUUCUACCUCUCAGUACCUGCAUUUGCAUAUGCAGAUAUUGCUGAAAAGAUAAAUAAUAGCUGCAGGCCGACCAGCGAGGCGUGGCUGAGGGUGGUGCUGGAGAAACCUUUCGGCCAUGAUUACAGGAGUGCUCAGGUGCUUGCAUCUGAGCUCGGAAACUCCCUGAAGGAUGAAGAAAUGUACAGAAUCGACCAUUACUUGGGGAAGCAGGUCGUUGCAAACAUACUUCCAUUUAGGACACAGAACAAGAAGUUUCUGGAUCCCAUUUGGAACAAGCACCACAUCGAGAGAGUGGAGAUCGUACUGAAAGAGACUCUGGAUGUAAAAGGUCGUAUUGCCUUCUAUGACCAGUACGGGGUGAUCAGAGAUGUGAUCCAGAACCACCUGACGGAGAUCAUGACCCUGUUGACCUCCAAGCUCCCCAUGAACCUGAGCAGCACGGAGGAAGUCCUCCGGAACAAACUGGACAUCUUCAGCUCCCUGCUGCCUGUAGGGAGGAACCAGGCCGUGACGGGCCAGUACCAGGAGUACAAAGCAGCCGUCCAGCAGGAGCUGAAUAAGACCAAAGACCACAUCAGCCUCACGCCAACAUUUGCAGCUGUGUUGGCCUACGUGGAUGAGGCCCGGUAUGAAGGUGUGCCCAUUCUUUUGAUCUCAGGGAAGAUGUUGGAUGAACGGGUGGGAUACGCACGCAUUCUGUUCAAGAACGACAUAUUUUGUGUUCAAAACCACAACAGCGUUCACUGCAAGCCCAAACAGAUAGUUUUCCACUUUGGGCAUGGCAGCCUUAAAUAUCCAGCAAUUCUUGUCAGUAAGAAUUUAUUCAAGCCCGUUUUAAUGGACAGUGAGUGGAAAGAAGUGACUGAGCAUACAGACGUCAAUGUUCUAGGUUUACCUAUUUCAGACUAUUAUGUCCAAACUCCAUUAGAGCAGAAGGAAGCAUACUCAGAACUUAUUUCUCACAUUUUUGCUGGACGUAAGAAUAGUUUCAUUAAUACUGAGAACCUGCUGGCGUCCUGGGGCUUAUGGACGCCGCUGCUCAGCAGCCUAGCGCUGACUUUCCCCCGCAUCUACCCCGGGGGGGCCGAGAACGGAGACCUGCUGGACGUCCGCGUGAAAGGGAAAGAAAUCAGCUUCAACAACGAAGUGGUGAUAAUCGGCUCUGACCAGGCGGGCGGCGCCUCGGCGAAGGGUUUCCAAGUGAUGCAAGGCAAAUUCCGCAGUGCUGAGAUGGUGUCGGCGUGGUCGGAGGAGCUGGUGGACCGGCUGGCUGCAGAUAUUCAGGCAGCAGCGGAGGCAGCGGUGCGUGAGGGAGGCGUUUUCCACCUGGCGCUCUCUGGUGGGGCCACUCCACUCGCUCUGUUCCACCGGCUGGCCCUGCACCACUUCUCCUUCCCCUGGACGGACACCCACGUCUGGAUGGUGGACGAGCGCUGCGUGCCGCUGACCGAAAGCGAGUCCAACUUCCGCAACCUGCACGACAACCUGCUGCAGCACGUGAGGAUCCCCUAUUACAACAUCCACCCCAUGCCGGUGCAGCUCAACCAGCGUCUGUGUGUGGAGGAGGACGGAGGAGCACUGCUGUACGAGAAGGAGGUGGCUAAGCUGGUGAACGGCUCCAGCUUUCACUUUGUGCUGCUGGGAGUGGGCUAUGACAGCCACACGGCCUCUCUGUUCCCUGGGAGUAAGGUGGAGGAGUUCGGAGAGCGUCUGGUGGUGCUCACCGAGAGCCCCGCCAAGCCGCACCAACGCAUGAGCCUCACCUUCAGCGCCAUCAACCAGGCUCGCACAGUCGCUCUGUUAGUGAUGGGCAAAGGCAAACAUGAGCUGGUCACCCAGCUGAGCCGAGCAAAGGACAAUCAGGACAAAUAUCCUGUCACUGGGGUGAAGCCUAAAGACGGCAGGCUUGUCUGGUAUAUUGACUAUGAUGCACUUUUAGGAUAGGAAUUACAUUCCAAACUUUCAGUUGGAAAACUAUUUUUGUAGCUGCUUUAACCCUUUAUCAGGCAAAGAACUAUAUUUGGUAACUUCAGGUUAUAUUUUGAGAAAAAAGUUGCAGAUUUACGAGGAAAAAAGUGGGAAAAAAAUAACUUUUUUCUCCCAGAUUCAACACUUUAACCCUUAAUUGUGCACUCAUUGAAAUACUUGCAAAUUCCAAAUUUACAUAUUACAUACUGGCAAAAUGUGUAAAAAAAACAUACGAAAAUAAUAUUUUCAGAAAAAAGUUUACGAGAUUAAAGUGGCAAAUCUACAAGAAAAAAAGUCACAGAUUUAAGAGAUUUAAAGUGGUGAAUCUGCGCAAAAAAAGUUGCAGAUUUACGAGAAAAAAGUGGAAAAAAAGCAACUUUUUUCUCCCAGAUUCACCACU
This is a messenger RNA of Centropristis striata (black sea bass), 2983 nucleotides long. RefSeq names its product hexose-6-phosphate dehydrogenase (glucose 1-dehydrogenase) (gene h6pd). Gene Ontology annotation, cellular component: endoplasmic reticulum. The coding region runs from base 184 to 2559 and encodes 791 amino acids. Gene Ontology annotation, molecular function: NADP binding; 6-phosphogluconolactonase activity; glucose-6-phosphate dehydrogenase activity. The transcript has 6 exons. Lineage: Eukaryota; Metazoa; Chordata; Actinopteri; Perciformes; Serranidae. Gene Ontology annotation, biological process: pentose-phosphate shunt; pentose-phosphate shunt, oxidative branch; glucose metabolic process. The record is from RefSeq and is a predicted model, not a curated record.